Molecule: messenger RNA, 579 nt
Organism: Xenia sp. Carnegie-2017
Lineage: Eukaryota; Metazoa; Cnidaria; Anthozoa; Malacalcyonacea; Xeniidae
Product: TNF receptor-associated factor 2-like
Exons: 3
Coding region: 221-544 (107 amino acids)
Biological process (GO): regulation of canonical NF-kappaB signal transduction; protein K63-linked ubiquitination; positive regulation of JNK cascade
Cellular component (GO): cytoplasmic side of plasma membrane; plasma membrane signaling receptor complex
Molecular function (GO): tumor necrosis factor receptor binding; ubiquitin protein ligase binding
Source: RefSeq, a predicted model, not a curated record
ACAACGGAUUCGCGAGCGUUUAGAACAAAUUUUCGAGUCAUUGGCGCGUAACGCGCAACGUGGUGCCUGUGCACUGGGAUCUAACCAGGCUAUACACAGCUACAACGGUACGUUACUUUGGAAAAUUGAUAACUUCAAGAAGAAGAGACAGGACGCCAUAAAUGGUGUAAAAACAGCCUUGUACAGUCCGCCAUUCUACAGUUCUCAACCUGGUUACAAGAUGUGUGCUAAGAUCUAUAUGAAUGGCGAUGGUUUUGGAAAAGGAACUCAUUUAUCUUUGUUUUUUGUUGUUAUGAAAGGUGAUAACGAUGCACUUCAAACAUGGCCUUUCCAAAAGAAGAUCACAAUGAUGUUAAUGGAUCAAGGAAAUGGUGAUCACAUGAUUGAUGCUUUUCAUUCAGAUCCUCAAAGUUCCUCAUUUCAGCGACCAAAGUCAGAUAUGAAUAUUGCUUCUGGAUCGCCACUCUUCAUGCCAUUGGAAAGUUUGAAAAAUCGUCAGUAUAUUAAAGAUGAUACUCUUUUUCUUAAGAUGAUAAUUGACUGAACAAUUUCUAAAAUUAUAAGCAAGUUUCGAUUAUA